UGUGCAUUUCUCAAGCAAUCUGACCAGUGCAACAAGUUUUUCCAUGAUCUAGUCAAGAGGAAUAACAAGCGAAAUGCAUUGGUAACUAUCACCAAAAUGUUUGGGGAUCAAACCACUAGCAUAUAUGAGGUUGCAGAGGAAUUCGUAUCACAUUUCAAGAGUGCACAAGAGGGGACUAGACGCUGCUGGACAGCAGCAUACAACUUGAUGGGCCGGUGCUUAUAGAGGUCCAACAACAAGGUUUGGUUGCUCCAAUUUCUUCCGAGGACAUAUGUGCAACCCUCUUCGACAUUGUCAACAUUCGAGCUCCGGAACCGGAUGGAUACGACCCAAAUUUCUUCAAGGUCUCUAAAGCUAUGGUUGGUUUUGAGGCUUUAUGGUGUGGAGAAAUUGCAAAGCUACAUUAGGAAUCACAUACGGUUAGCUGAACUAUUUGAACAACUUAUCGGCUAUGACUCAAGAUUUGAGGUUGUGACUCCUCGAACCUUCUCACUAGUAUGUUUUCGCCUUAUUCCUCCACAAAAUGAUCCAGAUAAUGGCUUUAAGUUGAAUCAAAGUCUAUUGAAUUCUGUCAAUGCAAGCGGCAAAAUCUUCAUGUCACAUACUGUUCUGUCGGGCAAGUUCAUCUUGCGUUUUGCAGUAGGAGCACCACUUACGGAAGACAAGCAUAUCACAAUGGCAUGGAAGGUGUUGCAGGAUCAGGCUACGUCGCUUCUAAAGGACUUAUAGGAGUUUAUCCGAUAUGUUUUCCUACUUAUUUGAUCAUUUCAAUCUAGAUAAUAGAUCCAAUUUGAUCAGCAUGCAAGUUCUGCAUUUCCUAACUCGUUUUGUAUGUUCGGACCAUUUUAAUUCUGACCCUACAAACCGAAUUGAAUUGGCCGGAAUUCUGGUUGUAAUUUUGCAACUGUUGUUAUGCUUAAAAGUCUACCAUCUGUAUCUCAAUUAAAUUACUCUUUUAAUUCU
Molecule: messenger RNA, 963 nt
Organism: Zingiber officinale
Lineage: Eukaryota; Viridiplantae; Streptophyta; Magnoliopsida; Zingiberales; Zingiberaceae
Product: tyrosine decarboxylase 2-like
Exons: 4
Coding region: 319-729 (136 amino acids)
Biological process (GO): amino acid metabolic process
Molecular function (GO): pyridoxal phosphate binding; carboxy-lyase activity
Source: RefSeq, a predicted model, not a curated record